Diabrotica balteata is the source of this 1656-nucleotide messenger RNA. Lineage: Eukaryota; Metazoa; Arthropoda; Insecta; Coleoptera; Chrysomelidae. The record is from the annotation of a GenBank genome assembly.
UGUUCCGGUAAUCCAGAUGCCAAAAGACUUUACGAUGAUCUGCUUUCCAACUACAACAAGUUGGUACGACCAGUCAUCAAUGUCACCGAUGCUCUCACCGUCAAAAUUAAACUCAAGUUAUCGCAACUUAUCGAUGUUAAUCUCAAGAACCAAAUCAUGACAACGAAUUUAUGGGUUGAACAGGCCUGGUACGAUUACAAGCUUAAAUGGGACCCAAAAGAUUAUGGUGGCGUCGAGAUGCUUCACGUUCCAUCGGAUCACAUAUGGAGACCAGACAUUGUCCUAUACAACAAUGCCGAUGGCAAUUUUGAGGUGACGCUCGCCACAAAGGCUACCCUCAACUACACGGGGCGUGUUGACUGGAAACCACCAGCCAUUUACAAGUCUUCCUGCGAGAUAGACGUCGAAUAUUUUCCAUUCGACGAACAAACGUGCGUCAUGAAGUUCGGAUCGUGGACUUACGAUGGAUUCCAAGUGGAUCUGCGCCAUCUGGACGAGAUAAAGGGAUCUAACGUAGUGGACAUUGGCAUCGAUUUGACUGAGUUCUACACAUCUGUUGAAUGGGACAUCUUAGAAGUUCCUGCUGUUAGGAAUGAAAAGUUUUAUACAUGCUGUGAUGAACCGUACCUAGACAUAACAUUCAACAUAACGAUGAGAAGAAAGACGCUCUUCUAUACCGUUAAUCUUAUAAUCCCAUGUAUGGGCAUCUCUUUCCUCACCGUACUUGUGUUCUAUCUUCCCUCCGACAGCGGCGAAAAAGUUAGUUUAUCCAUCUCUAUUCUUCUUUCGCUGACUGUAUUCUUCCUCCUUCUCGCUGAGAUCAUUCCACCCACGUCGCUUGUGGUACCCCUGUUAGGCAAAUUCGUGUUGUUCACCAUGAUUUUAGAUACGUUCAGUAUAUGCGUCACAGUAGUAGUUCUGAACGUCCAUUUUCGUUCACCACAGACACACGUGAUGGCACCAUGGGUGCGGAGAGUCUUCAUCCACAUUCUUCCACGACUUCUCGUAAUGCGUCGACCUCAUUAUCAGUUGGACAGUAGAAGUCAUCGUGUUAUGGUUAGAACAUGUAACGGUUUAGAGUUAAGAGAUUCGGGACUCUAUCACGAUACCUCCGACUUGGCGGAGGAUCCGUCGGGAUUUUUCCCGAACGCUAGCUCCAUAGAUGAACUGACCCCAAGGCAAGAUAGUAUACCAACGAGCACUUCUUUUCAAGACGAUCCAAUUGCAAUAGUUUCAGAUGUUUUAGAAGCUGGAUCUUCAUCACGUCGAGAUGAUUCAUCCACGGCAACUUCAGACCCACUUUGUGAUAUCGAGUUACAUCCUGAAAAGAGUUCUCCUGAACGGCAAAUUCUAGUUGAAAGUGAUGUUAAUCGAUGGCACCACUGCCCUGAAGUCCAUAAAGCCAUAGAUGGUGUUAGAUUCAUUGCAGAUCAUACCAGGAGAGAAGAGGACUCCACAGUCAAGGAAGACUGGAAGUACGUCGCCAUGGUCCUUGACCGUCUCUUUCUGUGGAUUUUUACCCUAGCAGUAUUGGUAGGUACAGCUGGUAUCAUACUUCAAGCACCGACUUUGUACGACGACAGAAGGCCCAUCGAUAUCCGUCUCUCCGAAAUAGCCUCUACAACGGCGAAGCCCCAUCUAGCGAUUUCACUUUAA